AUGUCCUUGCUGCAUAUUCCCGGAAAAAUCUUUGCCUGCACCCACCUCAACAAUUACCUAGAACAGGGUCUUCUGUCGAAAAGCAAGUGCGGCUUACGCCGUCAUAGUGAAAUCACCGGCAUGAUCUUCGCCGCCCGUCAGGAGAAGGGCCAGGAGAUGCGGACACACCUGUAUUUUACCUUCGUUGACCUAACAAAGGCCUUCGACACGGUGAAUCGUGAAGGACUGUGGAAGAUCGUGCGGAAAUUCGGCUAUCCCGAACGACUCCCUCAGAUGGUACGCCAACUCCACGACGGCAUGGUGGCGCGAGACACGGACAACAGAGCUGUCUCAGGGGAAUUAGCAGUGGCCAACGGAGUGAAACAGAGACACGUCCUGGCGCCCACCCUCUUCAGUCUCAUGUUCUCUUCCAUGCUGAUGGACGCCUACUGUAACGAACUUCCCCGGAUUCGCAUCGCCUACCGGACGGGCGGUCACCUCCUCAAUCAACGGCGGAUGUACUUCCAAUCACGAGUAUCCCCAACCGCUGUCCACGAACUUCUCUUCGCCGACGACUGCGCCCUCAACACCCCCUCGUAA
This is a messenger RNA of Spirometra erinaceieuropaei, 579 nucleotides long. The record is from the annotation of a GenBank genome assembly. Lineage: Eukaryota; Metazoa; Platyhelminthes; Cestoda; Diphyllobothriidea; Diphyllobothriidae.